Molecule: messenger RNA, 705 nt
Organism: Puccinia triticina
Lineage: Eukaryota; Fungi; Basidiomycota; Pucciniomycetes; Pucciniales; Pucciniaceae
Exons: 4
Coding region: 1-705 (234 amino acids)
Biological process (GO): exonucleolytic trimming to generate mature 3'-end of 5.8S rRNA from tricistronic rRNA transcript (SSU-rRNA, 5.8S rRNA, LSU-rRNA); nuclear polyadenylation-dependent rRNA catabolic process; TRAMP-dependent tRNA surveillance pathway
Cellular component (GO): nuclear exosome (RNase complex); cytoplasmic exosome (RNase complex)
Molecular function (GO): RNA binding
Source: RefSeq, a predicted model, not a curated record
AUGGACGAACUCAAGAAACCACGUGUGAUGAUACCCGGAGACCAGAUCACACUCAAUCGAAACGAACCCUCCACAAAGACCGUCAAGCUCGGCCCGGGCUUACUACUGCUACCUCCAGCUCCAUCUUCAUCAUCGACUUCUCCACCUGAUCAAGAAAACCUGAUAGUUACCCGACUCGGCCUUCACGGACACACCCAAUCAGCCUCUGCAAAUCAGCAGCAGCUAUGGAUCCAAGGAAGGUCAAAGAGAUAUGUGGCGGCGCUAGGGGACCCCGUCAUCGGCAUCGUAAUCGCUAAACAUGCCGAAGGGUACAGAGUCGAUAUCGGCACUUCUCAACCGGCUUCUUUAGAUGGAUUAGCUUUUGAAGGGGCAACCAAGCGAACAAAGCCCAACCUGAAGAUCGGGGCAGUAGUUUAUGCCAGAGUCUCGUUGGCAUUAAAUCAUACAGAAACAGAGAUCGAGUGCACCAAUCCAACAAAUCAAAAAGCGGAUGGAUUUGGCGAAAUGACUGGGGGGAUGUUGCUUCGUCAUCUCGAUCUUACACAUUGCAAACAAUUGCUCUCACCACCUUAUAAACUCUUGAGCAAGAUCGGGGCCUCCCAAAAGUUUGAAAUCAGCAUCGGAAUGAAUGGGCGCAUAUGGUGUAAAUCUAAUUCAAUCUCAAGUACUGUCAAGAUUCUGCAGCAGAUCCAGAAACCUACAUAG